Amblyraja radiata (thorny skate) is the source of this 2997-nucleotide messenger RNA. RefSeq names its product follistatin-like 1b (gene fstl1b). Bases 143 to 1090 code for a protein of 315 amino acids. Gene Ontology annotation, molecular function: calcium ion binding; protein binding. The transcript is spliced from 11 exons. The record is from RefSeq and is a predicted model, not a curated record. Gene Ontology annotation, biological process: cell differentiation; multicellular organism development; regulation of BMP signaling pathway. Gene Ontology annotation, cellular component: extracellular region. Lineage: Eukaryota; Metazoa; Chordata; Chondrichthyes; Rajiformes; Rajidae.
CAGUCCCUCCCCCUCCCCCGGCGCCGGCGCUAGGAGGGGCAGAGCCGAGAGCCGCCUCCCUCCCUCCCGCCUGCUGCAGCCCCUCUGCCCAGCCCCCGGCCGCCCGGCGCCGCAUUCCUCACCGCGCUCCCGCACCGCCAACAUGGUCUGCAGAAGUGCCCCGUUCUUUGUGCUCCUGGCCGUCGCCCUGAUCAACGCUGAAGAACUGAGAAGCAAGUCCAAGGUUUGUGCCAAUGUGUUCUGCGGUGCAGGGCGGGAGUGCUCCGUGACAGAGAAAGGGGAGCCCAGCUGCUUGUGCAUUGCUGAAUGCAAACAUCACAAGAGGGUGGUGUGCGGCAGCAAUGCGAAGACCUAUCGUAACCACUGCGAUCUUCACCGUGACGCCUGCCUGACCGGCAUGAAGAUCCAGGUCUCCCAUGACGGGCAUUGUGAAGAAAAGAAGGAUAACAAAGCAGCGGCCAGCAGUCCAGUUGUUUGCUAUCAGUCGGAUCGGGACCAGCUGCGACAUCAUGUCAUGGAAUGGCUGGAGACAGAGAUUGUUCCCGAUGGCUGGUUCUCCAAGGGCAAGAACUACACAAACAUUCUCAACAAAUACUUCAAGAAUUAUGAUGAUGGCGACUCCUACUUGGAUUCCAAUGAGUUCCUGAAAUUCAUCGAGCACAAUGAGACCGCUGUCAACAUCACCUCACGCUCUGACGACGAUGAAACCAAGCUCCUUCGGGGUCUGUGUGUGGACGCGUUGAUUGAGCUCUCCGAUGAGAACGCUGACUGGAAACUCAGCUUCAAUGAAUUCCUCAACUGCCUGGAUCCCAACCUUGUCCCUCCUGAGAAAAAAUGUGCGCUGGAAGAUGAGAUCUAUAAGGAUGGAGCUGAAACCACAGUGGAGUGUAACCGAUGUGUGUGUGCCUGUGGCAACUGGGUGUGUACUGCCAUGACCUGUGAAGGCAACAAGAACAUACCUGCAGAGCCAGCAUUUGCAAAUGCAGAUGAUGAAAUGACUGAAGAGGAAUGGACAAAGUAUGUUCAUGAGCUCAACAAACACCAGGAGACUGCUGAGAAGACCAAGAAGUCAAAUGUAAAGGACAUCUAAAGAUGCAGAGAUCGGUGGAGAAACUUCCGUUGAUUUUUUUCCCCCAACAUGUUUCUCUACAUCCAACCAACCAAUCUGCUUUGAACUUCAAGAAUCACUGCUAAAUAUAUAUAUAUAAACACACACGCACAUUUCAAACAGUAUUUUUUUGCAUUUUUUGCUGGGGAUGGAGGGAGUCCUUGGUAUUAUUUAAACUGACUUCUUCUAAAUGUACUGUAACAUUAAUAUACUGUUGGUUUCAGUUGUAAUAGCUAUGUAGUCCUGCGAUGGAAGAUGGGGGGGAAAUACUCUCACAUUUCCCUUCAGCAUUUUAAUUACCCUUGUCCCUCUGCCUUGCAUGUACAACCAGUAGUGGAGGCUCCAGAUCAGAGUUGUUAAAGCUCUCAGCAAGUCUAAAGUCACGAGUGUGUGAUGUUGAAUAGAAUGAUGGUCAAAAAUAAAUGGGAACGCACAAAUUUUUCAUAUAUGGUUAUCCUUAUCUAGGACAGUUCAGGGACAUGGAGCUAAAAAUGGAGUGGAAUUGUUGCUCAGUGCUCUUGGAUAACCAAAGGUUUCAAUAGACCCAGAAUUGUGACAACAGGAAGAAAACAUUUGGAGUUGGCAGUAAGAAUCAUUGCCUGAAAGAUAGAACACUUUAUAAUAUGCUUGAUAACAAUUGCAACAUCUGUGUGGUUGUGGUUCAGAACCCUUCCAGUUUCUUCUUGUUUUUAUGGUUCUUCAACAUCACGGUGGGAAGGAAUUUUUCUUGCCCGACAAUUGCUUCACUAUCUCAAGCAACUGAAGUGAAGUCGAUCUUGUUUUGUCCCUUCAAGGAGCUAGUCUGUGCCACAGGGCGGAGUGAGAUGAGGAAAACCCAGCCACCGUCAGUUUCUGAGUUCAGUUGCAGAUUAAAGAGACCACCGUGCUCCAUCUAGUUCAUGUGUAGAGUGGCAUCAAUCACCCCUCGGCCCAUCCCCAUGUGGUCUUGUCAAUAUUUCAAACACUGCCACCAUCCCAAUGUACCAGCAUGGUACAAGUAACGGGCUGGCAUUACCAGCAGUUAGUUUGGAUAUGACACUGGCCAUGACCUGACCAUGACUGCAACAUGGGACCUCUCUAGUUCUGGUCUUUUACAUCUGCCAUUAUUGUCAGCAUUAGAGUUAGUGUCACAGAAGAUGUUACUCGGAGUUAGAUCUUCCCUACGGUCUGUAAGUCAUGCAGAGGAAACAUAACUGCACCCACUUUUCCCGCAAGGUUUACAAGUACUGUUGAAAUUUCAAAAAGGUGCUACAUUCCUUCUUUCAUUUUAUUUUAUAUAUAAUUUUAAUAUGUGCAGCUUUUUUUAUAACCUCUGGACUCUUAUUUUUUAUUUAAACUUACAUGUUAGAAAGAAACUCUGCGAUGUUGAACAUAGAAGUUUGCUUACCUGAGGAGAGGCUGGAUAGAAAUCCUAUGGUAGCUGGUGACGGCAGUAGCGAGGGAUAUUACAGCUAGAUGGAACCGCGUUGUAUGAACAUGCUUGACACCUGUUGAAGUCCACCCACAGAUAAACCUAGAAAAGGAAAAUUGUAUGUUUGUAAAAGCUGUUCUUUCAAAUUCACUUCGGAAGAGAGUACCCCACAUUAUAUUAAACCUUAAACUGAUUAGAAUAAAAGAUUGAAUGAAUGCAAGUUUUAUUAUUGGUGGGAAGCAGUGAGAUAUUUAACAUGAUAAGAAUCAAAGUCAUUCCAAAUAUAUUUCAUGUCAGAAUUGAAGAUCUUAUUAAGAAAAGGUUAUACUUCUCUGUUCCCUGCUCUAGUGUCGAGAGCCUCCCCUCUCCAUCCAAAGAGUUAAGUAACAGUGGGCAUGUCAACGUAGAAUAGUUGCCAUAGUUUUGCACACAGAGUGGUGGGCCUAUGGAACGAGCUGCAAAAAUCACAGUGCCGAAA